AAGUAAUUUGUAAUGAGGAUCAACAAACAUCUGAAUGGAUUAUAGUGAAAUAUUGUUUUGUAAAGAAAAAGGAAAGAAAAUAUUGUUUUGUAAAGAAAAAGGCCUUGGAUUUAUCAUUAAUAAUGCAUUUGGAAUCCUUAGUAUUGCAAGGGGUGAGAAGUUAUUGCUAAAAUGUGUAUACUAAAUCUGUUUUCCUUUUCCUUGGAAUCAAGGAAAAAGCAAGCUUUUAUAAAAGGGCCAGUUUGGUUUAGAGAUUAAGGCACCAGAUUAGAAAGUAAAAGAAUGGGGGUUCAAGCCUUACUUUAGCCAUGAAAGCCAGUCCGAUGACAUUCUCUCUUAGCCCUAGGAAAAAGGACAUUUUUGCUUUCUCAGCUGUUAUUGCCUAAUCCGCUGUGCUGCCUCCAAGACAAAUUUGCAUUUCAGGCUCUGUCAGUAAUCCCAUCAUCUGCCUGGCACAAAAAACAUUCCAGCAUUGUAGACUCCAUGCAGGCCAGUGAGAAAAACUUUAAGCUUUUUGGAUUUUUGAAGAGGAAAACAACUGAGGAGAGGAUGGAGCUGACAUGGGCAGGAGUUCUGCUUCUUCUCUGUAUACUUUUCACCCUUUUCUCAUCUUUCCAAAUGUACAAGAAAAAAGGGCAGCUACCCCCUGGACCUACUCCAUGGCCUAUUCUGGGGAACUUCUUUCAGCUAAAAAAAUCCUAUAAAAAGCUUACAGAAAAGUAUGGACCUAUAUUUACUAUCUGGAUUGGAUCAAAACCAAUGGUUGCUCUUUGUGGAUAUGAGGUGGUAAAAGAUGCUUUGAUAAAUCAAGCAGAAGAAUUUGGUGGGCGAUCUCAUACGCACUUUCACAGACGAAUAAACCAAAAUAAAGGAAUAUCUACAAAUGAUGAGAAGAAAUGGAGGGAGCUGCGACGGUUCACACUGUCCACCUUGCGAGAUUUUGGGAUGGGGAAGAAAAGAAUGUUUGAGAGGGUGCAGGAGGAAGCCCUUUGUCUGGUGGAGGAAAUGGCUGUCACAAAAGGGCAGCCUUUUGACCCAAGAAGAAAUUUGGCAAGUGCUGUUUCUAAUGUGAUCUGUGCAGUUGUCUUUGGCAAUCGAUUUGAUUACAAAGAUCAAACCUUCAUAGAGAACCAGCAGAUUGUGGAGUAUCAAAUAAGAUUUCUGACUAGUUUCCUAGGACUGGUGUACAAUACUUUUCCAAAAACAAUGGAAUACUUUUUUGGACGACAUAUCGAGUCUGAGACAGAAAAAGUCUAUGAUUAUAUCCGUGAGAAAGUGGAAUUGCACAAGAAGACAUUGGAUCCCCAGAACCCGCGUGACUAUAUUGAUUGCUUCCUUCAUAGAAUGGAGAAGGAGCAGAACUCAUCUGAGGGAAUCUACACUCUUGAUGAUCUUGUGAUUACUGUGCUUGCUCUCUUUACUGCUGGGACAAUAACCACAAGCCAAACUUUGCUACGCAGCCUCCUAGCAAUGGCUAAAUUGCCACAUAUUCAAGCUAAGGUGCAACAAGAGAUUGAUGAGGUAGUGGGUACAAAUCGCACUCCAAGCAUGGAAGACCGCUUGAAGAUGCCUUUCACAAAUGCUGUGGUCCAUGAGGUUCAACGUUAUGGGACUGAGAGCCUUGAAAACCUUCCACGGGCAACAACUUGUGAUGUAAAGUUCCAUGGUUACAACAUUCCCAAGUACAUGGCUGUUGUGCCAGUCCUCUCCUCAGUACACCGUGAUCUUCUCCACUGGGAGACUCCAGAGAAGUUCAACCCAGAUCAUUUUUUGAAUGAAAAGGGCCAGUUCAGGAAAAGAGAUGCUUUCAUGCCAUUCUCAGCAGGGAAGAGGGCCUGUCCAGGAGAGGCUCUGGCUAGGAUGGAGCUCUUCCUGUUCUUCAGCACUUUGCUCCAGAACUUCACCUUCUCUCUGGAUGGGGACACCAAAGACGUAGAUAUAAUGUCUCUGUUUAUGAUCUUCCAAAAUAAGAAUCAAUCCCUCCUUAUACGAGCUGUUAAUCGUUCAGUGGACACUUGUGUUCAAUAAUUAAGACAAGGAAAGGAGUCAAGAUCAUGAUAAGUGACAACUCCUUUCUUUCUUUUCUUUCUUUCUUUCUUUCUUUCUUUCUUUCUUUCUUUCUUUCUUUCUUUCUUUCUUUCUUUUCUCUCUCUCUCUCUCUCUCUCUCUUUCUCUUCUUUUAUUUUUUUUCUUUCUUUUCCCCUCCCCUCCAUUUUCAUCUUCCCCCUCCGCUUCCUUCCUGGCACAUAUUGUAUCCUAUAAAUUGCUCCUUUUAAGGCCUAUAAAUUAGAUUGGGUGACUUAUAUCAAUAAAUAAAUAAUGCCUGUGAGAUCCUGGACUCCAGCUAUUGCUGCUGAUUGCCAAGUAAGUCUGCAAUAUAUCUUUCUUCAUCCAAAAUUUGAUUGUGGGUAUGGCAACAGAUCUGUCUGGCCUUACUAUGUUCUGAAUGGCUCUAGAGUGGGCAGUUAUCUUGGAAUUUAGCUCAAACUUUAGGGGAGGGGAAGAAACGCUGGCCAUUAUCAUCUGCAAAUUGUUGAGGAUUUGGAGACCUGUGGUGCAAACUGGAUGUGAGGCUCUUGGUUAAAUUUGGGCUGUAAGGAACAAUUGUGAUUGCUGCUUGUGUAUUAUCUGUUGACCAGCAUCAUACCUGUUUGAGCAGCUGAAUAUGUUGUUGUGCUGACAAUAGAGACCUGAGGCUGUUGGUUCUUGGAGAUUUCAACUUCACUUCUAGUAGCCUUGAGUAUAAGGUAGUCCAGGAGUUUAUGGCAACCAUGGACUUGUCCCAAAUCACUACACCCAAUGCAUAUCAGGGGCCACACAUUAGUUUUUGUUUUGUGGCAGUAGCAACAUACCUAGUUUUGGAGAACAUCAUUAUUAGUUCAUUGCCAUGAUGAAAUCAUUCUCUGAAUGCUUUCUGGUUUGCUGGUGUCACCUGACUUCAUGGGGAGGCAAGGCCUGUUAGAUCAACCGACCCAAGAUUCCUGAUGGAUCUUGUUGGGUUCAGAGGAGGUUGGGUUUUUCAUUUAGGAAUUGGUGGGCCAUCUGGCUGAGACCUUAGUUGCAGCUUGGAAUGCACAAUUGCUAUGCCCCUUUUAUGGUGUGACUGCAUUCAUAUACACUACUUAUCAAAUAUAUGCAUAAGAAAACAAAAGUCAACACAACAUUAAAUUACCACAAUAAUAAUAAUGAUAAUAAUAAUAAUAAUAAUAAUAAUAACAAUAAUAAUAGGAAGAAGAAGAAGGAGGAGGAGAAGGAGAAGACGAAGAAGAAGAA
Crotalus tigris (Tiger rattlesnake) is the source of this 3273-nucleotide messenger RNA. Its product is annotated as cytochrome P450 2C5-like. Gene Ontology annotation, biological process: xenobiotic metabolic process. The coding region runs from base 484 to 2028 and encodes 514 amino acids. The record is from RefSeq and is a predicted model, not a curated record. Gene Ontology annotation, cellular component: intracellular membrane-bounded organelle; cytoplasm. The transcript is spliced from 10 exons. NCBI's taxonomy places the organism in Eukaryota, Metazoa, Chordata, Lepidosauria, Squamata, Viperidae. Gene Ontology annotation, molecular function: heme binding; iron ion binding; oxidoreductase activity, acting on paired donors, with incorporation or reduction of molecular oxygen, reduced flavin or flavoprotein as one donor, and incorporation of one atom of oxygen.